AUGAAGGAACGAACACGUAAAUCGCCUCCUCGCUCUUCUGCAGGAGGCCCCAACCGGUGGGCCGGUUGUGGUUUUUUUUAGCCAGACCCGAGUGGUGCUGCAGCGCCUGGCGAAGCGGCAAAUGGCCCCGCCCAGGCCCAGCCGGUCGCUGCUCGCAGUGGCUGCAGCGGUCGGCUGUUGUGCUAGUCCGCGGCGCUCCCUCACUUUGAGACGCAGACAGGUACCGCCCUCUCGCUCGCAGUCCCGGCGGCACAUGGGGAGAUGCUUCUCGGCUGCGCCCGGUUAAUGUCGGGGAGGGGGCUUCGCUUCUUGCGCUCGCCGCCGCCUUGUCUCUUUUGGUCCAUCUGAGCCAUGUCCGCCAGAGUGGCCCAUCCUCAGGAGCCUCCUCAUCCCACAGAGAAGCCUGUCAUCCACUGCCACAAAUGUGGGGAGCAGUGUAAAGGAGAAGUACUUCGAGUUCAGGCCAAGCAUUUUCACAUUAAAUGCUUUACUUGCAAAGUGUGCGGGUGUGAUUUGGCUCAAGGAGGCUUUUUCAUUAAGAAUGGCGAUUACCUUUGCACUGUGGAUUACCAGCGGAUGUACGGGACCCGAUGCAAUGGCUGUGGAGAGUUUGUGGAAGGAGAAGUUGUAACAGCUCUGGGGAAAACCUAUCAUCCCAACUGCUUUGCCUGCACUAUGUGCAAACGUCCUUUUCCACCAGGAGACCGGGUUACCUUUAAUGGAAGAGACUGUCUCUGUCAAAUGUGUGCUCAACCAAUGGCAUCCAGUCCAAAAGAACUUGCCACUUCCAGUAAUUGUGCAGGCUGUGGAAGAGAUAUAAAAAAUGGACAAGCCUUGCUUGCUUUGGAUAAGCAAUGGCAUCUUGGGUGCUUCAAGUGCAAAGCCUGUGCGAAGGUUCUAACUGGAGAAUACAUCAGCAAAGAUGGUGCCCCUUACUGUGAAAAGGACUAUCAAGUUCUCUUUGGGGUCAAAUGUGAAGCAUGCCAUCAGUUCAUCACUGGGAAGGUCCUAGAAGCAGGAGACAAACAUUACCAUCCAAGUUGUGCACGAUGCAGCAGAUGCAACCAGAUGUUCACAGAAGGAGAAGAAAUGUAUCUGCAAGGUUCUACAGUUUGGCACCCCGACUGUAAACUGUCUACAAAGGGAGAUGAAAAGCUAAGGCCUACCCGGACAUCCUCAGAGAGUAUUUAUUCAAGGCCUGGAUCCAGUAUUCCUGGUUCACCAGGACACACAAUCUAUGCAAAAGUAGACAAUGAGAUCCUUGAUUAUAAAGAUUUAGCAGCCAUUCCCAAAGUCAAGGCAAUCUAUGACAUUGAGCGUCCAGAUCUAAUUACUUACGAACCUUUCUACACUUCUGCCUACGAAGAAAGACAAGAAAGACAGAGCCUUGGAGAGAGUUCAAGAUACGGCAGUUCUCCUGUGCAUGAUGAAAGUUCACCAAGGACACUCUCUCCAACUCCAUCUGCAGAAGGUUAUCAGGAUAUGCGAGAACGAAUGAUGCACCGGUCAACCAGUCAGGGGUCCAUUGGUUCCCCUGUAUACAGUCGCCAUAGCUACACUCCCACCAUGUCCCGCUCGCCUCAGCAUUUCCACAGACCAGAUCAAGGGAUCAAUAUUUAUAGAAAACCACCCAUCUACAAACAGCAUGAUGCAGCUGCUCUGGCAGCCCAGAACAAGUCUUUCGAUGAUAUCAUCAAGUCCUCCAAGUUCCCAGCAGCCCAUGCUCCAGCACCCAACGAGAUUCCAAAGAUUGAGACAGAAUACUGGCCAGGUCCUCCCUCACUUGCGGCUGUAGUAGGUUUUGAUAUGAGACGCCGAUCCACUGGUAGAGAUGAAGACCUAGAAGAACUUCAGAGGCGCCGACAGCUGCAGGAGGAACAGUUAAUGAAGCUAAACUCAGGCCUGGGGCAAUUGAUACUAAAAGAAGAGAUGGAAAAGGAAAAGUCUUUACUUGCCAGCAGAUGUUACGAUUCUCCAGCUAAUUCAUGCCUUUCUCCUUCUCAUGCUGCUGCUUCUAAAACUUCUUCACUGCCUGGGUAUGGACGAAAUGGACUCCACAGGCCGAUGUCCACAGAUUUUGGUCAGUACAACAGUUAUGGAGACGUGAGCAAUGCAACUCGAGAUUACCAGUUUAACCCAGAUGGUCUCGUCACUGGAAUGCGAAUGGACCGAGGGGUGUCUAUGCCUAACAUGUUGGAACCAAAGAUAUUUCCUUAUGAAGUACUCAUGGUGACCAACAGAGGGCGAAAUAAAAUUCUAAGAGAAGUGGAUAGAACCAGGUUGGAGCGUCAUUUAGCGCCUGAAGCUUUUCAAGAAAUAUUUGGCAUGACGAUACAGGAAUUUGAUAAGUUACCUCUCUGGAGACGCAACGAUAUGAAGAGGAAAGCCAAGCUCUUCUGAAUUCUUCUUUCUUGGGAGAGGGAAGAUAUCAUAUAAUAGGAUAAUAUAUUAUAAUCGAGUCCAAACUCUUUUUGGAGAGCAAACAAUCAUGAAGGUGGGGAGGAGAGAAGGGACAAUCUGAGAAAGGCACAUACUAAUGCCUUGAGAUUGUGCAAUGGCCUGUCAAGCUUGCCAUAGGGAGAGACAUGAAAGGUUCUUUGUUCAAAUCUCAGUCAUGGUUUUCACUCAUCAAGUUUUUAUAUGGCAUAUAUAUUCAGUUUUCUGCCUUCCUCAUUUUCCCUUGACUUUCAUUCAAAGGUUGGGGAUACUAAUUGAGAAAACCCAGGAAGUGCCCGUAGGAUGCCAGCUCACAAUUUUGUGGUCAUGGACUUUCCAAGCAAUGAAUGAAUAUAUUCUAUAGUUAAGGAAGGAGUCCUGUGUAAUAUAUUUAUCCUCUGGGCACAGCUAUUGCAGCUAAUUGGCCUUAUUGUCAAACGGCUUAUUCUUUCCGCAGGACCCAUCAAUAAAAUAGGCUGCUGAACAGAAGUAUUCUGCUGUGCUGCAUACUGGCCAAUUUUUUGGAUAACAAGCUCCCAGCUUGCACUUGCACAUAUCUGGUAGUAAAUUGCCAUUUACUGUUUUGUUGUUGAAACUCUUUGUUCCUCCAUCUUUCCUUGCAUUAACUGGAUAUAAUUUUUGCUUUAAACCUCUUGGUUGAAAAUUAACAAGAAGAGCAAGCACAUAAACCCAAAAUUGGUUUCUUGGUUUAAUGAUGAAGGAGUUAUUUCAACUGUCAUGUUAAAUGUAAGCCAUAGUGUUAUGCAAUCUUAGGUUUAAUUUAGAUGUGACCUUUGCUGUGUGAAAAUCACUAUGACAUAGUGUGGUCACGCAUUGUUUGCUAUGCUUCAAAAUAAGCACCGCGUGGGCCAAUGUAUUGAUGUUGUUCCUUUUCAUGUUAAAAUAAACAAUAUUAAUCACGCUGGUCCAUGAAAAAUGGUCUGUACUGGGCCAAUAACUUAUUGUGAUCAACUGAAAGGCAUACAAUCAUGUUUAAACUCUGAAACUCUCUCCAGUUCUCCUUUCAUAAGUUGUAGGAUCUGAUACAUGAUCAUCUUUCAUAGGAUCUAGAAUAGGUGUCACCAUGCCGUCAUCCUUAUUUGGAAACUGAAGAUUGAAGAGUGUUUUGUGAGUAGAACGAAUGACAAGCAAGUCAAAAGAUUGGACAUUUUCAAAGUACUCUACAUAGCCUGUUCCAGGAUUGGAAUAGCAUUAUUCAAUCACUAGUACCAUCCAAUUGCAAAGGUUACAUUUGAUUUUUUUAAAAAUGUCUAUCAGAAUAGUGAACUUGGAAAUUUUAUUAUAUUUUAACUAUUAUACGGAGUGACUUUGCUGCUACACAGUGAUCAUUCAAGCUAUUUUCUUGUAUGCACUGAUAAUAUUGCACAAUAUGUCAUGUUGAACAAUGUUUAAUUUUAUUUUCUUCAUGUAAUCACUCAUUAUUCAUAUAAGAAGACUUGAAUUUUGUGUUAUUUUACUAUACACAGUUUCAAAUAGAUUAUUUACUAUCAGUGCCUGGGGGAAAAAAACCUUGGGCAAUUUCUGAAUCAAAUGAUCCGCUCAACUACAUGCAGCCUUUUUUUUUUAGAGGAUAUUGUGUGACCUGGCCUCUUGUCUACCUAAAUUGCUUUAUAGGUUGUGUAUCUUCCGUAAGGGACACAUAAAAUUUUCUUCUGUAGAAUCAGAAGCCAUUUUUGGCUGACAAUAGGGUGCAGUGAUACAUUAAUUUUUUUACCUGAGUGAUAACUGCUACUAUAUAAAUUUUUACUUUUUCUCUUUUAAUGUGCAGUUUCUGCCAACAGUGUAAUCCUAUAUGUAUAUAUACAAUACUUUAUACUAAUCUAGAAGCAAAAAUUCACUAAAUUAAAUGAAGCUUGUCAUUUAGUAAGUCUGUGUAGCAUAGAUGAGGAACCUGUUGCUCUCCAGAUGUUGCAAGACCCCCAUCUCCCUGCUUUCCUUACCAUUAGUCCGGGGGUGGGGGCAGAGGACACUUGGUAAUGUUAUUCAACAACAUCUAUAAGGCUACAGAUUACAUAUCUCUUCCCCUGUUUAGAUAGCAAUUGUUAUUGUAAGGUUUAUGCAGGAAGGACUUGUAGUAUUUUUUGCUCUUACACUUAAGAGCUAAGCAUAGGUGGUUUCCAGUGGCAUAUCUGAAUUUACAACAGGUGAUCAAGAUACUAAUGGCUAAUCUCUUUGCUCUUAGUUUAUUAUCCUCCUAAAUUAGGCUACUAGAUCUGGUCUGCAAAAAUCCAGAGGACCAUUAUGUGGAAACAGACAGAAGAAUUUUAUUUGCAGCCAUUUAAUGAUUUUUGCAGCCUGUGUAGAAAAUGAUAAAGAGGUUUUUCAGCAUAUCAGUACAGAUGUUUAGAAGAUUGUUUGGCAGAAUUCAUGUAAAAUGUUAACUUCGUCAAAUGCUGAUCAUUCUAUCACAUUGUAAUUAAGUGUGAAAGGAUGUUCACCAAGAGAGACCCAGAUCAAGAGUCUGUGCAGUUACCAGCUACCAAGAUUCUGUGAAUUAAGCGUAAACAAAGGAUUGGAUAUGAUUGGAUUUCACUGGGCUUGGGCCUAACAAUAGGAGUAGUAACGGCACAGACAUACUGGUGAUAUGUUACUGUUUGUGGGAAUGUAUCACCUGGCCAAGGAUACUUUUUCUCUUGCCUACUUCAUAGGUUCCUGCAAACUGAUGUCCUCCAAUAUCCUAUACUGGAAUUAAUAUAUUCUAGAAAUUAAAAUCCGAAAUAGCUGAAGGGCACUGUUAGGCAAUAGUGAGAGAAGGUUGCCCAAUAAUCACAAGAAUAAAUAUACUACGACAGGGGUGAGGGGGCAAUCAUGACACAUGACAGUUUUCAUAUUUCUAAUUCUAUUAUAUCAGGCAAUAUUAUCAAUUAAAACAAAUUAUAGCAGGAGUCAGGAGGCUCAAGGAAACUUUAAAGUGACAAUGUGUAGUUGUGUUUGAAUUCUGUAAUUUUCUGUAAUUAUGUAUUUGACUGGCCUAUUAAACUAGCUGUAAUUUAGCCAAGAGGACAAUUUGACGAGUGAUUUACAAAGGAAUGUGCUGUUUAUCAGAGCAAUUGGGCCUUUGUCCCAAAAGCAAAUUCUGGACUGCAAGCCAAUCAGUUGAAAGAGGGCCAUCCAAGCUGCCUCUUUUCCUGGACAUAUUAUUGCUUCAACUGCACAUCGAUGGUUUCUGUGUGAUUAGGCAUCCUUUCUGACAAAUGAGCUCUGGACAGACAUUUGUAUCUGGUGCACAGAAAGGAUUAAAGCAACGUAUCCUAAUUGCAGUUCAUUAAAUUAGCCAAAAUCCAGCCAUAUCUGUGCUUCCUCUUUUUUCAUUCAGGAUGUUUAUAUCUUGAAAAUUAGAAUAGUUGCUUCUCACCUCCUCAUGGAAUGAAAUCUCCAUUGCCUUUUAUUCUUCAAUUGCAUUUCCUUAAGCUGAGCAGUAAGAGGUGUAACCUACAGCAUGGUUACAGCAUGGCUGCUAUUUGAAAUCAUUCCAUGUAUGCUUCAUAUUGCCUGGAAAGCCAAGCAUUUAUUGGUUCCAAUCACAAAGUCCAGUGCAAUGCCACUCAUUCUUCAUUAAUCAAUUUUGAUUUAACAAAACCUUAAUUCUAUAUUCUGUUUCCACACAUAUGGAGCAAUAACACAUUUUACCUUUUAGAACAGGGGUGUCAAACUUGCACAGUGGCGUCACGGGACAUAUCGGGGCUUUCCCCCUCUUUGCUACACCGGGUAUAAGUGGCCAGCGCAUGACGCAUCUGGCUCGCAGGCCACAAGUUUGACAGCCUUGUUUUAGAACUAAGAUAUUAUAGCUAACUUAACAUAUCAUUCCAAUGCUUUGCAAACUCUCUCACACCCUGAAACCAAAAUAGGGGGGAAGGGGUUACUAAAAAGAAUGCAGAUGAAUUCAUGAUUGGACAAUUAGUUCAUCUCUGACCAAUCCCUGUAAUAGUCUGUAAUUCCAGAAAAAUGGGCGAUCAGAAAUGAAAACUGAUGAUGAUCCUUAAAGAAUGACAAUUCCUAGCAUUGUUCAUCAGUAGUUGGGCUCUUCUUUUGCAAAAUGACAUUGCAAUUGGAUUUCUACAAUUUCAGGAUGAAAAUGAAUGUUGUUCUGUGUGUUCCACUAUUAUUUGCUAACAUAUGAGCAUGACAUACUUCUGUAAUAAAGCUUACAAUUAAGGAUAGAUCAGUUUGGUUUUUUUUUUAAAAAAAAAGCUUGGCAAGUAGUCCUCGACUUACGACACAAUUGAGCCAAAAAUUCUGUUGUUAUUAAGCGAGAUAUUUAUUAUGUGAGUGUUGCCAGGAAAUUGCAACCAUCAUAAAUAUGAGUCAGUUGCCAAGCAUCUAAAUUUUGAUCACAUGAUUAUGGGGUGGGGUCAUAAUUAUGGGUAUUAUGGGGUCAUAAAUGUGAAAAACAAAAAAGUCACUUUUUUCAGUUGUAACUUCGAAAGGUCACUAAAUGAACUGUUGUAAGUCAAAGACUACCUGUAUUUAUUUUGUGAGGAAGUAUAAUUUAUUUGGGAGACUACUUCCCAAUUAUAUUAAUUUUAUAAAAGAAGACUUAAAGAGGUCUUACUACAAAUAUAAAGGACCGAAAAUCAGCAAAAAUAUUUAAUAUGGUGCUAAAAAUUGAACUUAUUAGAAAAACUGAGCUUUUUCUCUCUAUUGUUUUACAAAUGUGCUAAUGACUUGAAGUGCUAUUGUAUAAAUAAUUCGAUUACCCAACUACCUUCUUACCACUAUCAUCAUCCCCCACCUUAUAUGUAUCCAAAACACAUUUUAGCCAAAUUUUAAGAUUCUUUUUUUAAAAAACACUGAUUCAAUUGUAUUCGAAUGGGAAGAGUAGUACCAAAGCUGAGGAGAAGUAGAUGGACUUCACUGUAGUGAUGCACAAAUUCACCACCACUAUUUGAUAAGUUAUUGCACACAGCAAAAUCACAUCUCUUAAAAAUGCAAGUAAAUGUCAAAAGAUUAAUAAGCAACAUAUGGCUAUUGCAGAAUGAAUACUGUACUGUGGAAGCACAGCAGAAUGCAGAUUGUCAUCAUGGAGGACAUGUGAUGUGUAUUGUUCAAUUAUUUACCUUUGUAGUGCUGAGGGGGUUGGGAUUCAGAAACUAUAUGACAAGAAAAUUAUCUCCAGAAGGACAUUUUAUUGGUGCUUAUUUACAUUGUAUGAUGCCCAUUCUUCUGUUGUAUAUUUCUUCUGCAUUUUUAGUGCAAUCUACUAAAAACUGAUAUUUUGGUUCUGAUCCUUUUUCAUGUUACAAUUCCACCUUCCCACUUCCAGGAAAACUGCAUCAGAAAUAUAGUAUGAAGAAAUGAAGCUAAAUUGCUUUUCAAAACAGAGCUGUUAAAAAUAAUUUAUUCCUUGGUUUGGAAAAACAGUGAUGGCUCUCCAAGAUUGUCAGAGCAAGCUUGAUUCCAAAUAUAUAAAGUCAAGAAACAUAAAAAGGAUCUUUAAAAUAUUUUUUCAAUGUGCAGAAUGGUUUCUAAAAGAAAGAAUGAAUAUGUUUAGUUUCACACUCUUGGGUUAUUCAUCCAUGUGUAAAAAUACUGCAAUGACACAACAUAAGUAUGUUCUUUGUUUCCCAAAGGGUUCUAUGUAAAAUCACCAAAACAUAAAUUCUGCUGUAAGUUCCUAUAAAGUUAAUUUAUGGCAAAUGCCUCUUCAAGAAUAUAGAUUUUAAGGGUAUGGAUUUUACAUCCAAAUUUAAGGCUAUCAGAUUUGAGUUUCAAAAAUCUGGUAAACCAUAAAUUGGAAGGACAAGGUAUUGAAAAAUAUUUGUAUUGUUAUAUCAUGAUUUUUGCAUGCCAAUCCGGUAGCCCUACCAAAUUUGUUUCUUCAAGAAUGAGUGAUAAUUUGCACACAAUAUUUGCAUACCAGCUUCUGAGCCCAAAUCAAGCCCAAUUGAAUUAAAUGGUAAAGGUUGAAUAUUAGGCUAUUUCUCAGCCACCUAGAGAAGAUUCUGCUUAUUCAGUUAUACUGUGUAUUGCUAACAGCAGUAUUUUCUAUAAAGUAGUUUAAAUUACUGACAAUUGUUAUAGUGAUGAAGCCAUAUUUCUGAUGUUUAGGAACAUGACUCUAAUUAAUAAUAUUUUGCUUAAAAUUUCAAGGUUUAAAUUUAUCCAUUUUUCCCAUGACCAGCUGAUGUUCAGAACUGAGAAAAAGCCUUUUUCAGAAUUUCCCUUUUUCUCUGCCUCUCCCCCUUUUUAUUGUUGUUAUGGAAUAGCUCUUAUUAAGAGCCUUAGUUGAAAGGGAAAGCCACCAAUGCCUGUCCAUAGAGUUAAUUCUGCUUCUCUGCAAAAUGGCCAUUGUUGCUAUUCAUGCUGUUUGCAAAUGUCACCCUCAUGCCACUAUAAUCUACAUUGCUGUUGUACUCAUACCAAGUAGAUGAAUAAAGUUUUAAACUUUAUUCUUA
Messenger RNA from Thamnophis elegans (Western terrestrial garter snake), 8852 nucleotides. It is a transcript of the gene ABLIM1, whose product is annotated as actin binding LIM protein 1. The transcript is spliced from 23 exons. Gene Ontology annotation, biological process: lamellipodium assembly; cytoskeleton organization; cilium assembly. The coding region runs from base 352 to 2400 and encodes 682 amino acids. Gene Ontology annotation, molecular function: actin filament binding. Lineage: Eukaryota; Metazoa; Chordata; Lepidosauria; Squamata; Natricidae. The record is from RefSeq and is a predicted model, not a curated record. Gene Ontology annotation, cellular component: actin cytoskeleton; stress fiber.